GAACGGCUCCGCCCCAACUUCUGGUUCUCACUCUCGUCUAGUCGCCCCCGCUUUCUCGUUCUCCCGGUCGGAUGAUGGUGGGAUGGAUGAUGAGUUUUCGUAGUAGGAAUGAAUGGCUCUCCCCUCCUCCUCCAUCCCGAUCACCCUCUCUGAUACUACUGCUGUCUGUUGACGGUCCUGCGCACACUUUCUGGGUCUUGCUGGCUGUCAUAAUGCUCUCACUGACUGGUGUGCUUGCGUUGCCAAGCGUGUAUCCACCACAACUCUUGUCGAGGGGCUAGGCUCCCAUGCUCUACUUUCUGAUAGCGCUUCUGCUUUGCCCAGCCUGCUUGCACUUCCAGAGUUCUCUUCACCGACGAGACCGCGAGUCAUGAGCCUUGUUGUAUGUCUUCAGAGCUUCGAAUCCGCAUGGUUCGGUGCUUAGCAGUUUUUAUCCUCACUCUCGUGCUUCAUCUGCGUCUUUUAUCAUCGUGACCUAAUCUUCAACAUUCAUGGAUCCUUCGUUUCACGUGCGUUUCCUCUCAUCUUUGACCGAUAUCUCUGUCGCAAUGGACGGGGUCCCGAUUUUCCCGCGUCUUGGUUGUCGUCAACUUGGACUAUAUCCCUAAGAAUUCGGGGUUUGAAUAUCGUAAUUUGCAUAUCUGACUCCUCGCGAGGAGCCAGCAACACUUCGACCGAGCUGGCUAUGAUUAAUGGAGGGUCGGAAGCUAGUGAGGGGAAUUUUCAGAGAGAGAUGACACUGAGGCAAUGGCUUGGUAGACCAGGGCGAGUAGUUGAUCGAGUUGAGAGCUUGCACAUCUUCCGACAAAUCCUGGAAUUCGUGGAUCUGGCCCAUGUGCAAGGAGUACUUCUACGCAAUAUACGACCGUCGUGCUUCAUUCUCUCACCUUUCAAUCGCGUUGCUUUCAUCGAUUCUGCCAGCACCCCCUCUAGCUCCGACAGGUCCUCAGAACGCUCCACCGGAAGGGCUUCCGUACAGCAGCUCCUGAGGAAUGGCAGCCCCGACGAUGAUGCUCCGUUUGUGGAUCGUUUCGAGUCAAUUAGCCAUCGGCGUCAAGUACUGGAAAACGUAGAUGACGGAGACCCCCGUCCCAAUUGGUCUUCUUCUCAGGACAGGGCGCACGGACAUGGGAGCGAUAAUGGAUAUGGACAGGAUCGCGCCACAUUAGCGUUUCUUAGGGAAAGUAGUCGGACUGACGAAUUCCGGAGUGGGAGCGGCGGGAACGAUGUCAUCUUGCAGUCCUGGGGAGGAUCUAAUAGUGCCAGAUGGGUGCAGGAAUGUAGCGGUAGUUCUGGAUCAGAGUUGUCGGGCGACAUCAGGGCUAGGAUUGUUGCAGGUGUGAAUUCUGCUCAGACGCUUGCAUCAGGUGGACGUUCCUCUGAAGGUUUCGAGGAUGCCGGAAGGGGUAGUGGCACUGAAGAAUCUCCCGGUGAAGAGGAAGGCCCACCUCGGGACGAACGAUUUCCUCAGAGGCAAGCCUUGCUUAUGGAGCAGACAUGGUACGCGAGCCCAGAGGAGCUCCUUGGGGGCACCAGGUUGUUCGCGUCUGAUAUUUACAGUUUGGGAGUAAUGUUUUUCGAGCUGUUUUGUACCUUCGGUUCUGAAGCGGAGCGAAUAAGGGUUAUGUCCGACCUCCGACAUCGCAUCCUUCCACCUCGUCUACUUUCGGAAUGCCCCAAAGAGGCCGCGUUUUGCCUCUGGCUGCUUCACCCCGAGCCAAGCUCAAGGCCCAAAGCGAGGGAAGUUCUUCAGUGUGAACUGCUGAGUGAAGCCGGUGAAGCAUUAGCUGAGAGGCAAGCUGCUGUCAGCGUGGAAGAGAAAGCCGCGGAAUCGGAUCUUCUGUUGGACUUUUUGCUACGCAUGCAGCAUCAAAAACAGGAAGCAGUGUGUAAAUUAAGUUUAGAUGUGUCCAGACUCACAUCUGACAUAGAGGAAGUUGAGCGGAGGAGAUCAGUUCUGAAGCAACGAGGUAUUCCAUUGAGGAUUCCUGAGUCAGGUGAUAGGUUUCGAAUCGCAGGAAUCAAAGAGGAUGCAUACACAAGAAAUUCUUUGUAUUCAAAAGGACGCUGGGCAAUAGGUUUAGGUGACCAGGAGGAGAGGAAGCCGCCUAUAUUGGGAAAGCGGUCGCGGGAUGAUGACGGGAAUGCUACGCUUGAGUUUAAAGGAGAAGGUGGUAGGUCGCUAGAUGUGCCUUCUAAGCGAAGUGGUGAUAUCUCCUCGAAAAGUGCUAAGGUGAUGAGCAACUUUAGCCAACUCGAGAGGGUGUACUUUUCAAUGAGAUGGAAAGUCGGGCCACCAAGUCUCGACUCCGGUGGAGUAUCAUCACCCAACGGAAGUCACACAGGUGGUUCAUCAAGCACUGGAGAUUUAGGGUGCAACCUUAAAGUAACUGACCAAGAAUCUGUUCCAGUAAGAGGGAAUUCAGAUGACUGGCUUGGAUGCUUCUUUGAUAGUUUGUGCAAGUAUGCUCGCUACAGUAGAUUUGAAGUUAAAGCCACUUUAAGACACGGAGACCUUUUGAAUACUGCCAAUAUGGUAUGUUCACUUAGUUUUGACCGUGACGAGGAGUAUUUUGCAACUGCGGGUGUUUGCAAGCGGAUAAAGGUGUUCGAGUGCGAUUCCUUGCUGAAUGAGAACGUAGAUAUUCAUUACCCGAGGGUGGAGAUGACAAGCCGAUCAAAACUCAGCAGCAUUUGUUGGAAUAGCUACAUUAAGAGCCAUAUCGCCUCCAGUGAUUAUGAAGGCGUUGUACAGCUUUGGGACGUCAAUGCAAGUAAGCCACUGAUGGAGUACCAAGAACAUGAGAAGCGAGCUUGGUCCGUCGAUUUCUCUCGAGCUGACCCUACUAAACUCGCUAGUGGCAGUGAUGAUUGCUGUGUCAAGCUUUGGAGCAUCAACACGGAUUCGAGCAUUGCUACUAUCAAAACUAGAGCGAAUGUUUGCUGUGUUCAGUUUCCACCCGAUGCUUCUCAUCUCCUCGUGUUUGGAUCCGCCGACUACAAGAUUUACUGCUACGACCUGAGGAAUGCAAAAGCCCCACUUUGUGUGUUGGCAAGUCACAGCAAGGCCGUCAGCUAUGUCAAAUUUGUCGAUUCUGGUACUCUGGUUUCCGCUUCAACAGAUAACACACUGAAAUUGUGGGACCUCCAAAAGGCUAGCAGUUGUCAUGGAGUCGAUUCAAGCUGCUCGCUGACAUACACUGGACACACGAAUGAAAAGAAUUUUGUUGGACUUUCAGUAGCCGACGGCUACAUCGCAUGUGGCUCUGAGAAGAAUGCGGUAUUUGCAUAUCAUAAGUCACUGCCCAUGCCCAUGGCUUCUCACAAGUUUGGAUGUGCGGAUCCAAUUACUGGGCAAGAAACUGAAGACGAUGGUGGGCAGUUUGUUUCAAGUGUGUGCUGGAGAGGAAAAUCUCAAACGCUGGUGGCUGCAAACUCCAUGGGAAACAUCAAAGUUUUGGAAAUGGUGUAGUGCCUACGUAUCAUCCACAGUAGAGAUCAUUUACGAGUUUGGUGGCAUAUGAGGAAGCCGUUGCUAGCUCACUCUCACGGCAAGUGCUCAGCAUAGCAGGUUGCUGCGCGCGAUUAUUUUCCAGGUAGAAGGUGAUCUUGACGUGAGAAUUUUGGUGCAGUACAGCCUGUAAGUGUCAACGCAUAGUGUGGUAUGCACGAAAAGAUUAAAGGAACACAGAGCUCACUGCUAAGUUAGAUGUGGUCGGUGGUAAAUUUUCUGCUGGUGGACUAGUUACUAGGUUUGAUGCAUCCAACAUCUGGACUGCGCUCUGUGGUUGUCCACAUUUUAUUUGGAGCAGUCUACUGUAUAAAAGCUGAAGGUUUGGCAAACAGGCAGAUCAGAGUAUUGUCAGUUUUUCUCGCUCAGCGUCGUAUUAAUUUUGAACCUAAAAUUCAUUGUUAUUUUUUUGCGCUUACGUGGUUCUUAAAUUGUUCUGCACUCUAAUCGCUAGUGGCCUAGAGAGAUGAAAGAAGUUUGGCCUCAAUGUUGGAGCUCAUGCGGCAAGACUUUCUGACUUGUCGGUUGAGUUGACAGGUUAACUUGUCCAUGUCUGUUGAAGGACGUCUAUCGUGUAGAUUGGUACUUAGAAGCUUCGUUCUGAAAGGACGCUUCAACUUUGUGAAGAUAUCGUUUAACGGAAGGAGAACGCGUGUCAAGUGCUGCAUUCGAGUUGUUUGGGAAGAACCUCAACAGCGGACCAAUGAACUUCUGAACUUUGACUGAAAGGUGCAGCCAUGCCUGGAUUGUAUAGAAACUGGACUUCAUGCCAUGGACUCAGCCUUCAGUCUUCAAGGAGAGACGGAUGGGGAACCAAUUGCUGUUGUCACCCCAAUAGGUGAAUGAAACAGACCUCUGAGGGUGUCAUAGUAGCGCGAAGGAAGACUUCGUGAAAGAGGAUGGCGAUCUGCCCGGAGAGCACAAGAUUACGUCUGGAGAUGGACUUUUGUGCUUUGCCGCCUCAUGUCCAUCAAAAUGUGUAGCACGACGUGAAUUCAAUUGAUGCGCAAUUUGUGUGGAGGUAGGAACUUUGAGGAAGCUUCAUUAUGCCACUCCGUCCCGGCUCAAUUUUUGCAGUAACUUAAAUUCUUUUCUCCCGAGAGGGUACUCAGAUUAUAUUUUAGGACAUGUGUAUGUCGAGUACCCUAGUCAUUGCAUGUCAUGUGGCUUUUACUAAUCUGAUUCGGAGAUGUACAUUAGGCGAGGGGCGGUAAACUCGAUGCGAAGAAAUAUUGCAGGUUGAUAACAUACUGCCAUAUUUUCUUGCGCCCCCCCUGUUCUGUUGUUCUGUGUUGCAUUGUGAGGCAGAGAUAAAUUCCGUUUCUGCUAUAUCCUGCAACCUCUCGGAUGUUAUUAUUGGCCCAUCAUUGCGGCAUUUUGGACCAUUGAGUCCGACAAUUGCACCUAGUUUCCUGGGUAAAUUACGUCAUUCUUAGUUUGUAAAAGU
Messenger RNA from Marchantia polymorpha subsp. ruderalis, 4958 nucleotides. Lineage: Eukaryota; Viridiplantae; Streptophyta; Marchantiopsida; Marchantiales; Marchantiaceae. The record is from the annotation of a GenBank genome assembly.